UGACGUAGUGUAGUAUGACUGUAUAUCAGCUCCAUCCAAGCAUACACCGUGGCUAAUAAAUACAAAAAAAUAUUUUCACAAUCAUAACACAGACAAUAAAGAGAGCGAGUUCAUCUUCCGCUGUGUCGCUAAGCAUGCAACUGGAAAAGUGAAAGUAACGUGACUCGCACGUUUUGUUGCCCCUCAUCUCUCGCACGAAGGACUAACGUAAAGUGCAAUAAUUAUUAAUUAAAUGAAUUGACUCGUGAUUCAAGUGAAAACAAUUUUGAGGAUUUUCUGUGAAAUUUAUUAAAGACAAAAAUACGAGUAUGCUUCUGGAAGGGAGUUCUCCGGACAUGUUAGCGGCCCAGUCCAAGAUUUUAUUCCAAUUAAAUAAGUACUAUAACGAACGGGUACAAACCCGUCAAGGAAACACGAUAAAGACUAUACGUGAAGUAUGUAAAGUAGUGCAGGAUGUCCUCAAAGAAGUUGAGGUUCAGGAACCUAGGUUUAUCAGCUCUCUCAAUGAAGUGAAUGGACGCUUUGAGGGUUUAGAAAUAGUUUCUCCAACAGAAUUUGAAGUUGUCUUAUACCUGAACCAAAUGGGAGUGUUCAACUUCGUGGACGAUGGAUCAAUUCCGGGUUGUGCUGUACUUAAACUUAGUGACGGUCGGAAAAGGUCAAUGUCGUUAUGGGUGGAAUUCAUAACUGCAUCCGGAUACCUCUCCGCCAGGAAAAUCAGAUCGCGAUUCCAGACCCUGGUGGCACAAGCUGUGGACAAAUGUAGCUAUAGAGACACUGUAAAAAUGGUAGCAGACACAACAGAAGUCAAACUUAGAAUCAAAGAAAGGUAUGUGGUGCAAAUUAUUCCAGCCUUUCGAUGCGCAGGAAUUUGGUGCCGUUCUGCCGCUCACUGGCCGGUUCCACAUCUCCAAUGGCCAAACCCCAACCUCGUGGCUGAGGUGAAAACCGAGGGGUUUGAUCUACUGUCCAGGGAAAGUAUAUACAUGAAAGACAAACAGAGUGCUGCGGAGGGAGACGCUUGGGUACUGACGUUCAAGUACGCUGAGGACCGGCUAUUGUACGGCGGUUGUCGACGGCGGUGUUUGAGCAUUCUUAAAACUUUGAGGGAACGUCAUUUAGACCUUCCCGGGAACCCAAUCACAAACUAUCACUUCAAAACCCUGCUUCUGUAUGAAUGUGAGAAGCACCCAAGGGAAAUGGAGUGGGAUGACACUUCUCUAGGAGACCGACUUAACGGAAUUCUUCUCCAGACCAUUUCCUGCCUACAAAAUCGCCGGUGUCCGCAUUAUUUCUUGCCUAACGUGGACUUGUUUAAGGGCAAAGCCCCAUCUUCUAUGGACAAUGCUGCCAAACAAGUGUGGAGAAUUCUCCGCGAACUGUUAACCAACCCCAAGAGUUUGGAAAAACUCUGACAAAGUUAUUUCGUGUUUGUUGUGAUGUCCAGUUGUUUUUGUGUCGAUUAAAUAUUUAAAAAUAGUUAA
Molecule: messenger RNA, 1484 nt
Organism: Saccostrea echinata
Lineage: Eukaryota; Metazoa; Mollusca; Bivalvia; Ostreida; Ostreidae
Product: protein mab-21-like 2
Exons: 1
Coding region: 309-1415 (368 amino acids)
Source: RefSeq, a predicted model, not a curated record